UCGCCUAUUCACCCAACAACUGCUAUAACUAUCCGCACUCUUGAUGUAUACCAGCAAAGUCACCGAGUCUGCCCACGAUUCAGUAUCCAAGCUCAAGCGAAAAUGCUGUGUGCCCUUCAUCAUCUUUGUGUGGCAUAUGACAUUUAUCUUGAACUCAAUCGCCGUAUAAACUCCCACCUGGAUAAAUUCCUGGGUCAUGACAUGGACAAUUGGCACAUUCUUAACUCAUGCCCAGCAUGCCAAUACAGCCUCAUAGAUGAGCUGCCUCUUAAGUUUUCUUUUCUCUGUGCAUGUGAUGGCAACAACUCUGCUAAACUCAUUGAUCCCGCAAUACGCAGUGGUGAGGAACGUCCAGACCCUCACUCAGGGAUGUCAUCAAUCUGGCUGACCGAGUCCUAUGUCAACCAAUUCAAAGACAAAGUUUGA
Suillus discolor is the source of this 426-nucleotide messenger RNA. RefSeq lists its product as uncharacterized. The annotation marks the transcript as partial. Lineage: Eukaryota; Fungi; Basidiomycota; Agaricomycetes; Boletales; Suillaceae. The record is from RefSeq and is a predicted model, not a curated record. The transcript has 2 exons.